Messenger RNA from Betta splendens (Siamese fighting fish), 1239 nucleotides. It is a transcript of the gene tvp23b, whose product is annotated as trans-golgi network vesicle protein 23 homolog B (S. cerevisiae). Bases 136 to 741 code for a protein of 201 amino acids. Gene Ontology annotation, cellular component: Golgi membrane. Lineage: Eukaryota; Metazoa; Chordata; Actinopteri; Anabantiformes; Osphronemidae. The transcript is spliced from 7 exons. Gene Ontology annotation, biological process: protein secretion; vesicle-mediated transport. The record is from RefSeq and is a predicted model, not a curated record.
GUUUUACGUUUGAACGAUUCUUAGUACGUAAGCGUCAACGUAACACGACUGACACGUCAUCACGCUGCAGUCACGUGACUAGGUCGCAGAGUGACGCCUAACCUAGCAUGUAAGCAGGAACACGCCAACGUCAACAUGUUAACGGGCGAUGCCAAUGAUGAAGACGUGUCUCUGUUUGAUGCGGAGGAAGAUGCAGGUAAAAGGUCAAAGAAGACAAGUAUUAAGCACCCAGUGGCGUCCUUUUUCCACCUCCUCUUCAGAGUCAGUGCCGUGCUUGUGUAUCUGCUCUGUGAGAUUUUCAGUAAAAGUUUUAUUGCCUGCAUGGUUGCAAUCAUCCUUCUGCUGUCAUGUGACUUCUGGACUGUGAAGAACAUCACAGGGAGGUUGAUGGUGGGCCUGAGGUGGUGGAACCAGGUGGAUGAUGAUGGGCGAAGCCACUGGGUAUUUGAAUCAAGAAAGGGCACAGGCAAAAUACAGGCUUCAGAUUCCGAGUCGCGAAUCUUCUGGCUCGGACUGAUUAUUUGUCCAGUCCUCUGGGUCAUCUUUGCCUUCAGCACUCUUUUUUCUUUCAAGAUUAAAUGGCUGCCUAUAGUGAUCAUGGGUGUGGUGCUGCAAGGAGCCAACCUCUACGGAUAUGUACGCUGUAAAGUGGGGAGCAAAACCAGCUUGAAGAACAUGGCUACAAACUAUUUUGGACGUCAGUUCCUGAAACAGACGCUGUCUAAAGAAGAGGAAUCAUAGCGUGCUCUGCUGUUAAUUGAACGUCUGCAUGCAAGUGGAAAAUAGAAGGAAAUCUCUAUCAGAAGGCAACAGUAAUGGAUUUAGUUUGUUUUAUUUUAACACUAAAGACAAAUUUUUCAUAGACGGUUCAACAACAAACAGCAAUAAACCCCUCCAGGUCAUAAUGGAUGCUUUAGCAUAAAUGCAUGAUUGAAGAAUGGAUAUGAAACCUAGAAAUGGUAAAUUGACUGAUGCUUUGUGUGGUUCCACAAGUCCCUCAAAUAUAUGCUUUAGUUACUUCUUUUCAUUGGCUCUUGAGUUUAACCUUCAUAAAUGUAUAAUUAAUAAAUGUAGGUUCUGAGGGACUAGUUUUUGUUUGAAUAACAGAUAAGAGGAUCAGCAGCUCAGAAGAUAAAUAGUUGGAUGUGAAGUGUAAAAGAUUGUAUGAAUUGUGUAAAUAUGUAUUUAAAGAUCUUAUGUGCAACGUCUUCUUUUGUGCAAAUACAUCUGUGCAUUUUU